CAGUUCGGUUUCUCCUUCUUCUAAUGGUGGUGACCAUUCGGGGAAAUCUGGACGGAUCCGGAAGAUGUGGGCCCUACGAGUGCCGCCUGAGCAAUCCGAUCUGUCGAUGCGAGUCCUUCUGCCAGGAGUUCAGCCAGCGGUGCUGGAAAAACCCAUCGGGAUGCCAUUGUGCGAGGGGUUAUGCCCGCGACGAACGCGGACACUGUGUGCCCCAAAUAUUGUGCACCUGAUACGAUUUAACAUCAAACAUCAUCUCCGAAUUCAUGUUUAAACCAACAAACAAUUGCAUGGGUACAAUCAUCGUGCAAAAUAA
This is a messenger RNA of Drosophila santomea, 313 nucleotides long. RefSeq lists its product as uncharacterized. Bases 24 to 230 code for a protein of 68 amino acids. The transcript has a single exon. The record is from RefSeq and is a predicted model, not a curated record. Lineage: Eukaryota; Metazoa; Arthropoda; Insecta; Diptera; Drosophilidae.